Molecule: messenger RNA, 957 nt
Organism: Thlaspi arvense
Lineage: Eukaryota; Viridiplantae; Streptophyta; Magnoliopsida; Brassicales; Brassicaceae
Source: the annotation of a GenBank genome assembly
AUGGCGGAAUCGUCUUCUUCGUCGUCGUCACCAUCGCCUACUGAGGAGAUCGUUCGGUUGAUCAAGCGAUUAAGCGCUUACGUUACUUUCAAGAUGUCUGGCCUCUUCUCUACAUCAAUUCGCAAUCUGGUUCUCUCUCUCGAUCUCUCAAUCUCAAUCUCUAAAUCCCCAUUUUUCAUUGCUUCUGUAAUCGGAUCUGGUGGGGGUUUUGGUUUUCCGAUGGUCGGAAUCUCUAGAACCGAUUCACGAUCGAUCGGUGCUAUUGCGGGGCUUGCAAUUGCGGUGAUAUUCACAUGGAGGGCGAUAAGAACUCCAGGGAGACCACAAAGAAGGCAGCCAAAGCGAAGGAUGCAAUCCGGUGAAACCUCUAAUGCUGCUGCUCAGUCGAAUCUUGCUUCGAUCCCUCCCGAUGUUACUUCGCCUCGUGAGGAUACCGCAGUGCAAGACGUCGUUGAUCAGUUUUUUCAGCCUGUAAAACCUACGUUGGGUCAAAUAGUUAGGCAGAAGCUUAGUGAAGGAAGAAAGGUAACAUGCCGUCUUCUUGGAGUCAUUCUUGAGGAAUCAAGUCCAGAAGAACUCCAAAAACAAGUAACAGUGAGGUCAUCCGUUCUGGAAGUUCUCUUAGAGAUUACAAAGUAUUGUGAUUUAUACCUCAUGGAAAGAGUUCUUGACGAUGAAAGCGAAGCCAAGGUUCUACAGGCUUUAGAGAGUGCAGGCGUUUUCUCAUCUGGGGGUUUGGUCAAAGAUAAGGUACUCUUUUGUAGUACAGAGAUCGGAAGAACUUCGUUUGUCAGACAACUUGAACCUGACUGGCAUAUCGAUACAAAUCCAGAGAUCAGCACACAACUAGCUAGGUUCAUCAAAUAUCAGCUUCAUGUCUCUGCCGUGAAACCCGAGCGAACGGCUCCGAACGUGUUCACCUCACAGUCAAUAGAACAGUUCUUUGGAUGUACUUGA